AUGAGCAAACAUCAUGUGUCUAGUUCUAGUGGAACCUUCCCAGCUUGUGUCUUAAAAGGGCUGUUGAUUUCCUUAACGGACCUCCCGUGCACCUGGUUCGAAAGGCUCAGCAUGCUGGUGAUUCUCCUCAACUGUGUGACACUGGGCAUGUUCCACCCCUGUGAAGACAUGGCCUGUGAUUCUCCACGCUGCAGGAUUCUCCAGAGCUUUGAUGACUUCAUCUUUGCCUUCUUUGCUGUGGAGAUGAUAGUCAAGAUGAUUGCACUAGGGAUUUUCGGGAAGAAGUGCUACCUGGGAGAUACUUGGAAUCGCCUGGAUUUUUUCAUUGUCAUAGCUGGCAUGCUGGAAUACUCCCUGGACUUGCAGAAUGUCAGUUUCUCAGCUGUUCGGACUGUCCGAGUACUUCGGCCACUCAGAGCCAUUAACAGAGUUCCCAGUAUGCGCAUCCUUGUCACGCUGCUCUUGGACACACUGCCCAUGCUGGGGAACGUCCUCCUCCUCUGUUUCUUUGUCUUCUUUAUCUUUGGCAUCGUGGGAGUCCAGCUGUGGGCAGGGUUGCUCAGAAACCGCUGCUUCCUACCUGAGAACUUCAGUCUGCCCUACACAGUAGAGAUGGAAAGAUACUAUCAGACAGAGAAUGAGGAUGAAAAUCCCUUCAUCUGCUCCCAGCCUCGGGAGAAUGGAAUGCGCUACUGCCGCAGUAUCCCGACACGGAGGGAAGAAGGCCUGGAGUGCACCCUGGACUUUUACGCCUAUAACGACACCACUAACACCUCCUGCGUCAAUUGGAACCAGUAUUACACCAACUGUUCGGCUGGGGAGCACAACCCCUUCAAAGGAGCCAUCAACUUUGACAACAUCGGAUAUGCAUGGAUCGCAAUAUUUCAGGUCAUCACGCUGGAGGGCUGGGUGGACAUCAUGUACUUCGUCAUGGAUGCUCAUUCCUUCUACAAUUUCAUCUACUUCAUCCUUCUGAUCAUCGUGGGCUCCUUCUUCAUGAUCAACCUGUGCUUAGUGGUCAUCGCCACCCAGUUCUCUGAGACAAAGCAGCGAGAGAGCCAGCUGAUGAAGGAGCAGCGGGUCCGCUACCUAUCCAAUGCCAGCACGCUGGCCAGUUUUUCGGAGCCGGGUAGCUGCUAUGAUGAACUUCUCAAAUAUCUGGUUUACAUUGCCCGUAAGGCCAGCAAACAGGUGGUCAAAGGCUAUAGAGAGGCAGGGUUCAAACUGGGUCUCCUCUCCAGCCCGAGGAAUAAGAGUGGGGCCGAGAGGCAGCCGUGCAAACAUCGGCAGAGGAAAAGGUCAUCAGUGCACCAUCUGAUUCACCAUCACCACCACCACCACCACCACUACCACCUGGGAAAUGGGAACUUGCGGGCACCACGCGCCAGCCCUGAAAUCAGCGAUGUGGAAACCAGCUCACUCCACAAUGGCACCAACAGGCUCAUGCUCCCUCCCGCAACAUCUAAUCCCCAUUCUGCCCCCAAUGCUGCUGCAGAGUCCGUGCACAGCAUCUAUCAUGCAGAUUGCCACUUUGAGCCUGUCCGUUGCAGGUCAUCCCUCCUUCAGCCUGGCUUGAGUUUACCAAGCCCAGAGGUGCUCCCCAAGAAUGUGGUUGGCAACAAGGUCUAUCCCACCGUACACCCAAGCACCUCCCAUGAGAUGCUGAAAGAGAAAAAUGUAGCAGAUUCUACAGUGAACCCUGGGGCCAGCACGCUAACCAACCUUAAUAUCCCUCCUGGGCCGUACAGCACCAUGCACAAGCUCCUGGAGACCCAGAGUACUGGUGCCUGUCAAAGUUCUUGCAAAAUUUCCAGCCAGUGUGUGAAACUGGACAGUGGUUCCUGCAACCCAGACAGCUGCCCCUACUGCAUCAAGACUCUGGCUCGUGACCUGGAGCUCACGGACAAUGAGACGGCGGACUCGGACAGCGAGGGGGUGUAUGAAUUCACUCAAGACGUCCACUACAGCGACCAGAGGGACCCUCAGCGAGGGAAAACCAAGGGAAGGAAAACCAGCCAAAUCCUAGCUUUCUGGAAAGUGGUGUGCGAGACAUUCCGGAAGAUCGUGGACAGCAAGUACUUUGGCCGGGGGAUCAUGAUUGCCAUUCUGAUCAACACCCUCAGCAUGGGGAUCGAGUACCACGAGCAGCCUGAGGAACUCACCAAUGCCCUGGAGAUCAGCAAUAUUGUCUUCACAAGCCUCUUUGCCCUGGAGAUGCUGCUGAAAGUCCUCGUGUAUGGUCCAUUUGGCUACAUCAAAAAUCCAUACAACAUUUUUGAUGGGAUCAUUGUAGUGAUCAGCGUCUGGGAGAUAGUGGGACAGCAAGGUGGGGGCCUGUCAGUUCUGCGGACGUUCCGUCUGAUGCGAGUCCUGAAGCUGGUCCGCUUCAUGCCUGCCCUCCAGCGCCAGCUAGUGGUCCUUAUGAAGACCAUGGACAAUGUGGCCACCUUCUGCAUGUUACUGAUGCUUUUCAUCUUCAUCUUUAGUAUCCUGGGGAUGCAUCUCUUUGGCUGUAAGUUUGCUUCAGAGCGAGAUGGAGACACCCUGCCAGACAGGAAGAACUUUGACUCCUUGCUGUGGGCCAUUGUCACUGUUUUCCAGAUCCUGACUCAAGAAGACUGGAACAAGGUCCUCUACAACGGCAUGGCAUCUACCUCUUCCUGGGCUGCUCUCUACUUCAUCGCCCUCAUGACGUUUGGGAAUUACGUUCUCUUCAAUCUAUUGGUGGCCAUCCUGGUGGAAGGUUUCCAGACUGAGGAAAUCACCAAGCGAGAAGACGCGAGUGGGCAGUUAAGCUGUAUUCAGCUGCCUGUCGACUCGUCGGUGGGAGAUGCUUCUAAGUCUGAUUCUGAGGGGGAUCUUUUCCCUCAUAGCCUGGAAGAAGAGGGUGGACUUAAGAAAAACUUGUCAAACCCAGCCUUGAUGGUACUGAGCGACCUCCCGGAGCUGAAGAAGAGCCUGACCCCACCCCUUAUCAUCCACACAGCUGCCACCCCAAUGCCAAUGCCAAAAAGUGCCAUGUUUGGAGAUGCAGCUCAGGGCUAUGAAUCUCGCAGGGCCAGCAGUGUCUCCAUGGAUCCCAAUGCCUAUGAACUCAAAUCACCGUCCAGCAUACAGAGCUCCCCCCAUGGCCCUUGGAGCGCAGCCAGCAGCUGGAAUAGUCGCAGGUCAAGCUGGAACAGCCUGGGGCGGGCUCCCAGCCUGAAACGUCGGAGCCAGAGUGGGGAGCGCAAAUCCCUCUUGUCUGGGAAUGGAAAGGAGAGUUCAGAGGAAGGGGAAAGCUCAGACGAGGAGAGGUCCAGCCGGACUGGGAGCGUUAAUGGCUCUUUACCUCACCGCAUGGCGUCGCUGGAAACUAAAGGCUCGUUCGAUCUCCAAGAUACCUUGCAGGUGCCUUCCCUGUACCGAACCAGCAGCAUGCACAGCAGCCGGACCGCUGCAUCAGAGCAUCAAGACUGCAAUGGGAAAACCUCCCCGGGAGUCUUGUUACAUCAGCUCCAUUUGGACGACGAUGACGGUGAUGAUGAAGGCAACCUGAGCAAAAGUGAGCGUAUGAAGGCUUGGAUAAGGGCACACCUACCUUCCUGGUGCAAAGAAAGGGAUUCCUGGUCUAUCUACAUCUUUGCUCCUCACUCUAAAUUCCGUCUGAUGUGCAAUAAAAUCAUCACUCACAAGAUGUUUGAUCACAUCGUCUUGGUUAUUAUCUUCCUGAACUGCAUUACCAUUGCCAUGGAACGGCCCAAAAUUGAGCCCCACAGUGCUGAACGAAUUUUCCUAACGCUGUCCAACUACAUCUUCACAGUAAUCUUCCUGGCUGAGAUGACAGUUAAGGUGGUGGCGCUUGGCUUGUGCUUUGGGGAGAAGGCCUACCUGAAGAGCAGUUGGAAUGUGCUCGAUGGGGUGCUGGUUCUCAUCUCGGUCAUUGACAUCCUGGUUUCAGUGGUAUCGGACAGCAGCACUAAAAUUCUUGGAAUGCUGAGGGUCUUGAGGCUGCUGCGAACACUCAGGCCAUUAAGGGUCAUUAGUCGAGCACAAGGACUGAAACUGGUGGUGGAAACCCUGAUGUCAUCCCUGAAGCCCAUUGGGAACAUUGUGGUCAUCUGUUGUGCUUUCUUCAUCAUCUUUGGAAUCUUGGGCGUCCAGCUUUUCAAAGGGAAGUUUUUUGUCUGCCAAGGGGAGGAUACCAGGAACAUCACAAACAAAUCAGACUGUGCAGAAGCCAGCUACAAAUGGGUCCGGCACAAGUAUAAUUUUGAUAAUCUCGGCCAGGCCCUGAUGUCUCUCUUCGUUCUGGCCUCCAAAGAUGGGUGGGUGGACAUCAUGUAUGAUGGCCUCGAUGCUGUAGGAGUUGACCAGCAGCCAGUUAUGAACUAUAACCCUUGGAUGCUCCUCUACUUCAUCUCCUUCCUGCUGAUUGUGGCCUUCUUCGUCCUCAAUAUGUUCGUGGGGGUCGUGGUGGAGAAUUUCCACAAGUGUCGGCAGCACCAGGAGGAGGAAGAAGCCAAGAGACGGGAGGAGAAGAGACUUCGCCGGCUGGAGAAAAAGAGAAGGAAUCUAAUGCUGGAUGAUGUAAUAAUGGAGAGCUCAGCCAGUGCAGUGCAAGAAGCACAGUGUAAACCCUACUAUUCCGAUUACUCUCGCUUCCGGCUCCUGAUCCACCAGAUGUGCACAAGCCAUUACCUGGAUUUGUUCAUCACUGGAGUGAUCGGCCUCAAUGUGAUCACCAUGGCCAUGGAGCACUACCAGCAGCCGAAGGUUCUUGAUGAAGCACUGAAGAUUUGCAAUUACAUCUUCACUGUCAUCUUUGUCUUGGAAUCUGUUUUCAAGCUGAUUGCCUUUGGGUUUCGCCGGUUCUUUCAAGACAGAUGGAACCAAUUAGACCUGGCAAUAGUGCUGCUGUCUAUCAUGGGUAUCACUUUGGAAGAGAUUGAGGUGAAUGCAUCAUUGCCCAUUAACCCCACCAUUAUCCGGAUAAUGAGGGUGCUAAGGAUUGCUCGAGUGUUAAAGUUACUGAAGAUGGCUGUAGGGAUGCGAGCCCUGCUGGACACAGUCAUGCAAGCACUGCCUCAGGUGGGGAAUCUCGGUCUUCUCUUCAUGUUGUUGUUUUUCAUAUUUGCAGCUCUUGGAGUGGAGCUAUUUGGCGACCUUGAAUGCGAUGACACUCACCACUGCGAGGGGCUAGGGCGGCACGCCACUUUUAGAAACUUUGGGAUGGCCUUUUUAACUCUCUUCCGGGUCUCAACAGGAGACAAUUGGAAUGGGAUAAUGAAGGACACGUUGCGCGACUGCGACCAGGAGUCCACCUGUUACAACACAGUCAUCUCGCCCAUCUACUUUGUCUCCUUUGUGUUGACGGCCCAGUUCGUCCUGGUGAACGUGGUAAUUGCAGUGCUCAUGAAGCACCUGGAAGAGAGCAACAAGGAAGCCAAAGAGGAAGCGGAGCUGGAAGCGGAGCUGGAGAUGGAAAUGAAGACUAUCACCCCAGGCCCAAUCCCCACUUCGGACCUCUUUGCAUGGACAGGCGGUAAUGGUGGAGAAAGGCCUGAGAGCCCCAGAGGAUGUACCAAUCCUAUGCAAUUCAAGGUGGAUUCUCAGCUCUCAUUAUUUUAUCCUAUGGAAAGACACUUGUUUGAUACCAUAUCACUGCUGAUCCAGGAAUCUCUGGAAGGAGAGUUGAAGCUGAUGGACAACCUGUCAGGCUCUGUGUGCCAUCAUUAUGCCCUUCCAGCUCCUGAAUAUUACAACUCUGAGAAACAGAUCCCUCUAGCUGAGAUGGAGGCUCUGUCUCUGACGUCAGAUAUUCUCUCUGAAAAGUCCUGGUCCUUAGCUCUGACGGAUGACUCUUUUCCUGAUGAUACUAACACACUCUUACUUAAUGCUCUGGAAAGCAAUACUGAUCACCUCUCCAAAGAUGACACUCUGACACUGUCCCCGAGCAAGCACUUGCUGAGUGUGAGAAAGCCUUCUGUAGGUCGCACCCACUCUUUGCCAAAUGACAGCUAUAUGUUCCAGCCUCCAUACUCUGGCUCCUGUGCCAACUCCCAGGCUGAGAGGAACACAUCUCAUCAGAAAUCGCGGUCAGGUUCAACAGCCUCCGUGCAGUCGCAGCCUGCUGACACCAGUUCUCUCCUGCAAAUCCCAAAAGAUCAUUUCCACCACCUAAGACCACAUGGCAAUUUGGACUGGGAAAGUAAAUCCAAGAUCCCCCCAACUGUGCAUUCUCCCUCUGCAGAAAGAUUACUUCGUAGGCAGGUGGCAAUAAGGAAUGACUCCUUGGACAUGUAUUGCUCUGAAAGCAAAGACAAUUUGCAUGCUGAGGUGAAUGAACUCUCUGAUACAAAUGUGGCAGCUGUAUCCACAGAGACCCCAUCAGAAGCAAGCGAAUCGGCCUGCUGGGGCCGAUCAAGUGUUCGCACUCAGCAUUCCCACAAUUGGUAUAAUAUAUCCAAGCACACACCAGCUUCGUGUGCAUGUACAGGCUCAUAUCAAGAGACACUUAGAGACUCUAUGGACCAAGAAGUAUCUGAAAUAAACAGCUCUUUGGAGCCUUUCGCUUCAGGAACUUGUACAGCCUUGAGUGCCUGUUCAGUGGUUCCACCUCUAAGUCCUAAGAGGAACCUAGGCAAUAGCAGCAAUGUUACUUUGAAGGACUUGAAGAAAUACUACAGUGUAGAUACCCAGGGUCUUCUCAGAAAACCACCAUCUUGGUUAGAUGAUCAAAGGAGACAUUCCAUAGAAAUUUGUUCCAUGCAAAACAGCCCUCAGCACCAUUCCACAUCUAGCUCUUCUGGCUUCAUAAGUCAGGUCUUAAGUGAAAUGGAAGGCUUGCAAGGAGCACGGCAGAAGAAAAAACUGAGCCCCCCGUGUAUAUCUAUAGAUCCACCAGAUGGACAAAGUUUGUUACCUAGAGGAUCUCAUGGUAUUUCACCUCCCAGUGCAGACAUUUGCCUGCGAAGGCGUGCUCCAUCUUGUGAUUCCAAGGACUCAAUGGAUAUAGGAGAUUCGCUGCUUCCAGACAGUAUGUCAACAUCUCCUACCCCAAAGACAGACUUGUUGACACUUCCUAGUUUUUCCUUUGAUCAAACAGAAAUGGACCCCUGAAUUAUAUUUCUGUUGGUGCCAAAUAUUUUCUUCUUUUCGUGUAAUAAAAAAAAGUACAAAUUAAAAACUAACAAAAAACCCUCUGUAUUCUCAAAUGGCACUGGGUAAAAAUUUCCAAAGAAAGUUGAAAGAACCAGCUGGUUAAAGAGUGGUUAACCUAUAUCAUGCUUACUUAAGCAUAUGUUCUGCUUAGGUAAAAGCAAUACAUUGUGCAGAAUAUAUAUGUAUAUUAUAUUUUAUUAAAUUAAUUGACUCUAGUAUUGCGGGAUGUAGUACAUUUUGUGACUAAAAUCUUGUUUAAUUUUCUUCUAUUUUAUGUAUCUCAGAAUAUUUCUGAGAUAAGGUUUGGGUUUUAUGGACAUUUUAACAUAAAAAUACAUAUUUAAUCCUUUUUUGUUUUGUUUUGGUUUGGUUUGGUUUUUUUGCAAAGCACAGGGUAGAGCCAAUUAGUGCAUUACAGAGGAAAUAUAUCCCACAGUCAACAAGGAAGGAGAAUAAUUUUGAACUGUAAUGUAACCUCCCCCCUUUAAACUUAAUAACUUUCUGUGGGAGAUAGUCAUUUGAAUAUUUUACAACUGCAAUGGAAUUUUUUUAAUAAUCGAAUAAUUUUCCAAACUCAAGUUAAAUCACCCAUCAGAGUCAAAGCACGUGCACUAGACCGGGAAUGUACAGUAUGUUGACAGAUGCACGAAGAUUUCUAAUGCAAAGAGAAUUUAACUGCAUACUAGCGUGACACAAUAUUGGUUUAUAAAAAGGUAUUAAAUAUAUUGCCACUGAGGACAAUGGUGGUUCUUAAAAACUUGUCAAUGGAUGGAUGCAGUUUUCAAAAGCACCCAAGUGAUUUAGACACCUAAUCCCGUGGGCACUUUUUAAAAUUUUACCCAAUAUCUUUAGAUACGUAGAACCCAGUCCCGAGCUCUCGUGUCAGCAGUUUUACACUAGUCUAAGUCCACUGAGUUCAGUGGAGUUACUCCUACUUGCACCUGUGAGAGAGGAGAAUCAAACCCGUAAGUAAGAUCUGCAGUUAGCUAAACUCCAUAUAGCCCUGAUUCAGGAAAGCGUUUAAACAUGUUCUUAUGACUAUCCCUGUCCAGCAAAGCACUUAAACCUAGAGUUUUCAAAUUAUUUAGGAAUUGUUGCACUGCAACACCUAACUGAUUUAAGAGCCUACAUUUCAUUUUAAAAGUGAUUUAGGCACUUAGGAGCUAACUACUACCAACUGCCCAGGGGAAUUUGGCUCCUAAGUGCCCAAACUGCUUUUAAAAUUAGGUGUCAGCUCCUAAAUCAGUUAGGCAUUGCAAUGCUGUGCAUUUAAAAAUCUGGGCCUGAAGCAUGAGCUUAAUUUUAAGCAUGUAUUUGUCUCAUUUAAGUCAAUAGGAUUUAGGUGCUUAAAGAUAAGCAUAUGCUCACAUGCUUUCCUGAAUAAGAAUGCUUUGCAAAAUCAGAGCCUAGCUGAAGGUCAUUACCAAAAGGAGUAGGGAAACCUGCAGUACAACCACUAUUUAUCUUAAGUAAAACAGGGAAGUUUUUCAGUGCCACAACUGGGAGCUAAUUUGUAAGGCCCUAGUUUCAAUUUACUUCCAAGCUGGAAAGGCUUUAACCAGAAAUUCUUUCCAAUUGUGGUAUGAGAAGAAAUUAAGAUAGAAUUUUUACCAAAUGUUUAUAACAUGUUCUUAAUGUCAGUCAUCUCCAAAAUUCAUGGGCUAAAGUCUGUGCUAACACCCCGUGCAAAUCUCUGUUUGUAAAAUCGAAGUCAGAGAGAGAACGCAGAAUAUAAAGCACUGCAGAAUUUGGCCCAAUAGACCUAAUCCUGCUCUCAGCUACUCCAGUGUGAAUCUGAAGUGAACUUCAUUGAGCCUCAGUAGAGUCGACUUCAGAUUGAGGCUCCUUAAAAGACAAAUCCACACUUAAUUUCAAGCAUCGGGAGUAGUCCCAAUUAAAUUUAUGAGACUACUAACAUGCUUAAAGUCAAGCACAUGCAGAAGUCUUUACAGGACUUUGCAGAUUUAGCCUUACACCAAUGUAAUUAAGAGAAGGAUUUGAGGUACUUUAAUUCAAGAUGACUAGUUCUCUCAUUCAGGAGAUCAAAAUCCUUUGAGCACCACUGAUUUUUUUCAAACUCCUAGGAGACCUUGGUUCCAAGCCCUUUGGUGGGCUCAGAGAUUCUCCCAGUGUUCCUUUUUGUAUAGAGAUUAGUGUCAAAUAAAUAUAGACAAGGAAGAUGCCCUAUAUUUAAUAGAUCUAUAUGAAGAUUUAAGUUACUUUUAUUUUCAUUUGAGGAAGUUUACUUUACUAAACAAUCACCAUAGAUUUUGCAAAUCUUGUACAAAACCCAGGGAUUAUACAGCAGGAAGUAAUCAGUUUAUUUUAAAGAUUAACAUUCUCUACUGUUUCUUCCAAAUAGAUUAUUUCUUGGCUAGAAUGGUGGGCUUUUUUUUUUUUAUCCUGCUCGAGAGUCCUAAUGGGUGCCCUCACAUAAAGCAUUCUCUCUCAUAAUCCGAGUCCGAAUCCAAAACUAAACCCAAUUAAAGCAAUUGUUACAAACAAACCUUUCAUUAGUGCUUCAUCCUGAUCCCAUUUAAGGAAAUAAUAAAAUUACAGUGCAUUAAGCCUGAGAAAUAUUCUUAAUCCCUUUUUUGGUUUUACACUCUUAAUGAGCUUUAAACUUUCCUUUUGAGCAUACCAAACAACCCAGCAAAAUGGUUGGUCCACGAAAAUUACUGUACCCAAAUUUGCUAAAUGACUAGCAAUGUGUUUCUGUGGCUGGAGUGGAGCUGCAUAAUAAGAGGUCUACACAACACAGUACCUUCCUUGUGAUAUAACAUGCAAUAUGUUAGCAUGAAAUCAUGGUGCAAGAAGGUGAGGUAAUGUCAAUCCAUGCUCACAGCUCCAACUGUAACAGGAAGCCUAACAACUGUUUAACUUAAAAACUGUUCCAUUUUCAGUACUCGGGGUUUUGCCUACUGACAAGGGUUGUGUGAAUAACAAUAAAACAAAGUUUACAUCAUACAUUCAUGUUCAAUAAAGACAAAUCAGUAGAAACAUACUGUACGAAGAUGCAUUCAGGAAAAAAAUGCAUGUAAAAGCAUUUGUUUUCUAACUGAUAAGAGUUUUUUUUCUAGCUGCCCUUUUGAAAAACAAAUAUAUGUACUACAGAGUGUGCAAUAAUCUUAAAAUAAUUUUAAAUACCUUUGGGGGGUUUUAUAGAAGUUGACUUUUUUUAAAUAAAAAUCUACAAAAUCCAGAGGAAUUCUGUAGAAUGGUUAUGUUGAUUGAAUUUUUAUAUUUUUGUAGAAAUCUGUAGAGAAAUUGUUAAAAGUGUGCAUAGCAUCUUGGAAAGAGAAGCAGCUAUGUCUAAUAUUUUCUUUUACUAAAUUUGGGGCCAGACCUAGUGUAUUCCAAGAUUUAUAACCUAGUUCCAAAGACCGCAUAAAGGUAAUGGUUAGAAGUGAGUAGCUAAGCUAAAGUUCUAGGAUAUUGCAGUGCUACACUGUUAAAGAACUGUACUGGUAUAAACCAUGUCCACCCUGAGAAAUCAGCCAGCUCUGACGCUAAUACACAGUAACAUGGCGCUCCAGUUCAUUCGAAGCACACCAGCACUUUAAUAUUGUGGAUUUACUGUAAACAGAUGGAAAUAGAAUAUUCUGCCAUUACCAGUCUUAUGUAUGAGAGGAAAAGAGAUGGUGAUCAUGUCUGGAAAAAUGUAAAUUCCAUAGUUGCAGCCGUUGCACAUAACUAUUCAUAGACAGAGUACAGGUUAUUUAAACUGUAGAUAAUUUGGAGGGGGGGACACACACUGUUUUUGGCUUCUAUAGAUUGCACUCGACACAAGGUUUGGUGUAAGGCACAAAGAAAUAAAAAAGAUGUAUUGUUGUAAAUUAGGCUAUGCCCUGGUCCCCCUUUUCUGCCCCCAUGACUAUAAUAAUCCAUGUACACUAUUACA
Caretta caretta (loggerhead turtle) is the source of this 11044-nucleotide messenger RNA. It is a transcript of the gene CACNA1G, whose product is annotated as calcium voltage-gated channel subunit alpha1 G. Lineage: Eukaryota; Metazoa; Chordata; Testudines; Cheloniidae. The record is from RefSeq and is a predicted model, not a curated record. Gene Ontology annotation, molecular function: high voltage-gated calcium channel activity. Gene Ontology annotation, biological process: calcium ion import across plasma membrane. Gene Ontology annotation, cellular component: voltage-gated calcium channel complex; membrane.